This is a messenger RNA of Pelodiscus sinensis (Chinese soft-shelled turtle), 7832 nucleotides long. NCBI's taxonomy places the organism in Eukaryota, Metazoa, Chordata, Testudines, Trionychidae. The record is from RefSeq and is a predicted model, not a curated record.
CUCUUCAUCAGAUGGCUUGCAGCAACUCAGUUUGAGCCACUGGCUGCAAGAUCUGCUUUCCCUUGCUUUGAUGAACCAGCAUUUAAAGCCACUUUUCUAAUUAAGAUCAGGAGAGAUGAACAGUACACUGCUCUGUCAAAUAUGCCAAAGAAUGUAACCAUCCCUGUGGCAGCUGGAAUAGUUCAAGAUGAAUUCUCUGUGAGCUUGAAGAUGAGUACUUAUCUAGUUGCUUUCAUUGUUGCAAAUCUGACAACUACCAGGAGAGAGACUAAUAGGACACGGGUUUCUAUCUAUGCCAUGCCACAGAAGUUAUCUCAAGUUGAGUAUGCUCUAGACACAGCGGUGAAGCUCCUAGAGUUUUAUCAGAAGUAUUUUCAUAUAGAUUAUCCUCUUCAAAAAUUAGAUUUGGUAGCCAUUCCUGAUUUCCAGGCAGGUGCUAUGGAAAACUGGGGAUUGAUCACUUUUAGAGAGACAACACUCCUUUAUGACAAUAGAACCUCUUCAACAAUGGAUAAAAACCUGAUAACUGCAGUGAUAGCUCAUGAGCUAGCUCAUCAGUGGUUUGGUAAUCUAGUGACUAUGGAAUGGUGGAAUGAUCUUUGGUUGAAUGAAGGAUUUGCAACUUUUAUGGAAUACUUUGCCAUGGAAGAAACUUUUCCAGAGCUACAUGCUGAUGAAGAAUUCCUGAAACUACGAUUCAAGACCAUGAUGAAAGACUCCUUAAAUGCCUCACAUCCAAUCUCCUCUGCUGUCCAGUCUUCAAAGCAGAUUGAAGAAAUGUUUGAUAUGCUUUCCUAUGUUAAGGGAGCUUCCCUUUUGCUGAUGUUGAAAAAGUAUAUUGAACAUGAUACUUUUCAAGCUGGGAUUCAGAAUUAUUUGCAUAAUCACAGCUAUGGAUCUACCAGGAGCGAUGAUUUAUGGGAUAGUAUGAAUAAGGUCACAAAUGGAACAUUAGAUGUAAAAAGACUGAUGAAAACCUGGAUUCUACAGAAAGGAUUUCCCUUAGUAACCAUUAGAAGAAAAGGAAAGACUCUAUUUAUCCAUCAGGAGAGAUUCUUGCGCAGUCCGGAAUCAGAAAAUUGGACUUCAGAUGCAAGUUAUCUGUGGCAUAUUCCUCUCUCCUACAAAACUAGCAACUGCAGCUCUUUAUUCUGUCCUUAUUCAUAUUUAUUGGACCAGAAAUCAGCUACCAUUGAACUUCAGGAGGAGGUGAAGUGGGUGAAGUUCAAUGUGGACAUGGAUGGUUAUUAUAUCGUGCACUAUGCUGAAGAUGGCUGGGAAACUCUUAUUGACCAGUUGAAAAGAGAUCCCACUGCUCUGAGUGCCAAAGACCGAGCCCACCUGAUCAACAAUAUCUUCACCCUUGUGGGAGUAGGCAAGGUGUCUCUGUUGAAGGCCUUUAAUCUGCUUGAUUACAUUGUGAAAGAGAAUGAAGCUGCGCCAAUCACUCAAGCUCUGUUCCAACUGAGUGUCAUCUAUGGCCUCAUAGAAAAAAGAGGAAUGCAAGAUCUUGCUGCAAGAGUAGUGGGCAGAGUUGAAAAGCUACUUGGAAGCAAAAUUGAUCAACAGACUUGGACUGAUAAUGGGACCUUAUCUGAACGAGAGUUGCGGUCCACUGUGCUUGCCUUUGCCUGUUCCUAUCAUUUGGGAAAAUGUAACACCACUGCCACUAAGCUGUUUGAGGACUGGAAGGCUUCCAAUGGCACAAAGAGUCUUCCUACUGAUGUUAUGAAGACUGUAUUCACAACAGGAGCAAAAAGUAACGAUGGGUGGGAGUUCCUUCUAAGCAUGUACACAUCUUCAGUUUCUGAAGCCGAGAAGUACAAAAUGCUUGAGGCUCUAGCCAGCACGGAAGAUGUUAGAAAACUGAUCUGGUUAAUGCAGACAAGCCUGGAAGGAGACUUCAUCAGGUCACAGGAACUUUCACAUAUCAUAGCAACUGUUAGCCAAAGUCUACCUGGCCACUUGUUAGCCUGGGACUUUGUCAAAGAAAACUGGGAAAAGCUUAUACAGAAGUUCCACGUGGGGUCAUACACUAUCCAGAAUAUUGUUACUGUGUCAACCUCUCAGUUCUCAACAGAGGCCCAUCUAGUUGAGGUUAAGACUUUCUUUGAGUCCAAAUCGGAGAAGAGUUCUGAACUUCGUUGCGUCAGAGAGGCUAUUGAAACAAUUCAGCUGAAUAUUAAGUGGAUGAUGACAAACUUGAAGAUGCUGCAGCAAUGGCUGUAGAGAACACAAUGUCACAGUGUGCGUGCUAGCCAUUAAGAGAGCUUGUGAACUGUUGCUUUUGCAAAAGCCAGGGUGAAACCGGGCAUCGCUGCAACUUUGUUUGCACUAUUAGGAGUUAUAGUUAGCUCAGGGCACAUCUCACCUAAGUUUGUUUUUCUUUUGGUCAUUUGUGGGCCAGAUGUAGAUACUUAUUUAUUCUGGAACUGUUCGUCUAUAGACCAAUCAGAUGCAUAAAUAACUAAUACGUACAGUACUUUUAUAUUUGAAAACCUGUCCUAUCCUCCUCAACCCUGGGUAGAAAUUCAAAAAGAGAGCAACAAAGGAAGAACUGCCAUGAGAUGCUUUUUCUUUGCAAAGCGCUAGCUAAUCCGUGAUCUUUAUGCAAAACCUUUGGAUUUAGCUUUUGAUUAUCAGUUUUUUCUAAGCAUUAUAAAAACAGAAGAUGUUGUUAUAAUAUGCAUUUUGUCCAAUAAGUGGCCAGGCGCUACUGAUAUUCUAUGAAAAAACAAAGCCAAAUAUAAAAUAUUAAUGUUUUAGGAGGGAAGGGAUUUUCAAAAGCACCUCAGUGACUUGGGAACACAUGUCCCUCUGAGUCAAUGGGGAGUAUGUUCCUAACCAGUUAGGCACUUCUAAAGGUUACACUUUCAUUUUCUAGACUGUGUUAAUAUUAAUUUGUUGAUGUCUGAGCAACAGCCCUCUUUCCUGCUCCCCUCUCUCCAUGCUAUAGGAAGCUGUUUCAGGCUAGUUUCGGUGGUGAACUGACUACUGAUCCUUUUCACCACUCCACCUUGUGAAGGGCCUGCAUUGGUACAUGUGUGUCAGAUGUUUUGUUUGGGUCAGUCUUUAUAUUCUUCACUUAACUUUUCAGUGUCACUAGUUAGAUUUGCAUACAUUGCUUAUUCUGUAAUGCUUACUUGUUGUAACAGUGUGGAACUUUGGAUAAGGGGACAAAGUCUAAAACUUGUUCUAGAAACAAGUGGCCUAAAUUCAGGCUUGGCAGACUAAAGGGCAAGAUAGCCACUGUACAAUGUGCCUUUUUUUGUUUCUAAUGCUGUUCACAAUAAAGGCCCUUUUUGAGGCCUGGUGUAAACAGAGUUGUACGUCUUUAACUAAAGAGAUGGUUUUUAUACCUGUUUAGUUAAAGCGGUAGAGAGAGAGAGAUUGUGUAGAAAUUUUUAUGCCUGUUUUAAAGCUGGCUAAUCUCAUGUUAGUUUGUGUCGUCAAAAUUUUCACUUACAGACAAAUUGAUAUAACAAGUUUCAAACUAGUGUUUGGAUUUUUUUUAAAGUUGCAUCAGUUAAUGGCAUGGCUUUAAAUUGAACCAGUGCAAAUUUUGUUUGGAGGUAAGCUCUGAGAUAAAUUAUUUCUCCAAAAGAUGGGAAGACUAUUUUCAGUCAUCAUCAGCUUUUGACUUUGAAUAUCACAAUUUUAAUAUAGUCUCUGUUUAAAAAAACCCUGACUCUUUCACCUGCAAAUUGUGGCAGUAGUAUUCCAGAGAUGUAGGUUGGUGAUUGAAAACUGGCCACUAAAAAUUAUAGUAUGUGUUGGCUUUUCAUUAGUAGGUAUGUACUAAACCAUAUAAACUUGUGCAGUUUCAUUUCCAUGUUUUGUGCUUCUCUGACAAAAGUUUGAGGAAGUAUUUUCCUAAAAAUUCGACAAUAGUCAUUUUUUAAAAAGGACUUCUGCAGUUCUAACCUUGAAAAAGAAUGGUGGUACUCCUGGGUAUAGAAACAGCCCAUGGAAAUGAAUGCAUUUUGCAUGCACUGAAAGUGGAUUUAUAUUCCUCAUCCGUAAUUUAACUAGAUGGAAUCUUAAUUCAUUGUGCUCUGUGAUCACUUGUGCUAACUGCUCUGUGCAGUGUUGUUCCUCACCCCCCUGCCCAGUUACUGUUAGUUACAUCUUUGAAUAUUCUUCUUUGUGUGCUUGUACACCCUGGUUCUCUUCCUUUUCCAUUUUCCUGUUCUAAUUUUCCCCCUUGACAGAAGCAAAGAUGAUGAAUGUAAUAUGUAAAGUGGCAAUUAAUCCCCUCAUUCCCAACUCUGGAAUUUUUAAAAUGUUCUACCAUUGAUCUUAAAUGUAUUACUGGCAAUAUAGUCUGUACUAGGAUAUAUCAUGCACUUCCAUUUUUAGAGUAAAAAAUACAGUAAAAACUGAAAAAAAGGAGUUUGGAAAAUCAUGGCUUUAAAAGUCCAAAACCAAAAAACAUCAAUGCAAGGAAUUUCAUUUUGCUCCUCAAUGCACUGAGGUUUUUCAUCUUUUUUGCUACCUAAACAUCACUUUUGUGAAUAUGUUCGAUAUCACCUCUCCUUCUCUGGAGUGUGUUCUGUGGACAAUAACUGAAAUCACUGAGAAGCUUUUCCUUGACUUAAGAGUUGGAUCAGGCUCUCAUACUGAGAAUCACCAAGAAUCCUUCUCUCUUCCAGAGCUCAGUGGGAUUUGAGGAGAAUUGUCACUGCUAAGUAUCAAGACAUUGCAUGUUUUAUGUUAAAUGAGUAGAUCUUGCCUGUUUUUUUUAAUCUUCCAGUCAGUAGUGUAGACAGAAGAGUAGGCAAGAAUGGGGAGCAAGGGGAAGCAGGACAGAAGGGAUGGGGGUAAGCCCUGGCUGCACACCCCAGCCAGAGCGCCGGGUCAGUACAGGGUAAUCCCCGGAAGGGUGGGUUUAGAGCAAAGUGGGUGGGCCACGGGCCACUCAGGCCCAUCUGUGGCUAUACCGCUACUUCCGUAAAAAAAACCACACACUGUAGCAAAAAAAUCUCUCGUUAAGAUUCCGUAAUACUUUACAGGCAAACGUUAUGGAACAACAUGCUGUAUAGGACUUGGAUAUUGUCUUUAUUUUGUUUCUAAAAGAAAGGAAAGUCCCACUGAAAAGCUACUAGACAAACACCAGCACAUUGAGGCCACCUCGCUCUCUGUGAGAUCAGUUUUGUUGAACAUAUAUUUUAGUUGGAGUCUCUCUGUUUAGGUCCAGUGAAAUUCCCUAGCUUGUCCUCUUGAAAGCUUUUGUGUUAUUGUAGUGUUGGUACUUUGAGGUCAUCUCAUUAUAAAUAAUAUUUAACUGUGACAUCUAAAAACCUAAUUUUAAGGAAACCAUGGAUUACGUAUAGCUAUGUAUUGUCUGGGUUUUUUUCUCCCUAACAUUUCAUAUAUAAAAUUAACCUAACAGGGAAAAAUUAUGAUAAUUAAUGAGAUUUUUAACUUUACCCCUGGAAAACAGCCUUUGCAUGCUAUGUAGCUUUGAUUUUUAUUAAAAUUGCAAAUUUGUUUAAUUCUAAAACUUGUAUUUAUCAUUCAUGAGAUUUUGGCUUCUUAAAUUUAUUCCAUUUGAAAAGAAUCAGGCUAUGAUGAGAGAAGGAGCUUGAAAUGGAUCAUAUGUGACUGUUUAUAUCUGAUUGUAGCAACAGUCUGUGUGCCUUAUGGAUUAUAUUACAGUAAUAUACAAAAUCAUAUGCUAGCUGGAGCUUGCAAAAAGAAUGGACUCCCUUUUAUUCCAGUGGGUCAGUAAAACUCCAGUUUCAAAUCUGGCAUAUUUUUAUUCUUUAAGCAAGAGAUGUUAAUGCUAUUUAUGUUCUAUUAGAGGUCGACGAUACUUUUGUUUCCCACUCCUCAAAUGCUUUGAGUUGUGUGGCAAUUUGUAGUAGCCCAUAGGCUUUUAUUUUUAUAUGUAUUAACCCCUACCAUAUUGUUUUAUUUGCAUUCCCAGUCUUGUCCCCAUUCACACUAACAAAGUAGUUCUGAGAGAUGCUGUAACUCAAAUUCUCAGUCACCUAUUUCAAGCCUUAGUGUGCUCUCUUGUCUGUAUCCCUCUGCCGCUGUCCUUCAGAGCUAAUUUCUGCAAGCACAUUCUCAUCCUCCAAAUAGUCACCUGUCUGCUGAUGGGAAAGUUGAAAACACCAGUAUCUAGAAUAGCCUUCCUAUGGCAUGAAUUAUAGAGCUGUUUUCAUUCAGUCCAUACUAAUGUAUGUGGAAUUGGAGAUAUUACUGCACAUUCAAUUUGGAAAGUAAUGUGGGUUCCUGUGUUCAUUGAAAGUAUGUUUCAUAGAGAAUUGUACUUCAAAACUUACACAAUCUAAUCUCUUCCAAUAUCUCACUUUACAAGCAAGGUUGCAUAUGCUUCUGUAAGCAAUAAUACCAGUCUAGUAGGGACUUCAUCACGACUGAAUUGAAUUGACUCUACAUUUUAGUUUAUAAAAUCCUGUUUUCAUAAAAUGCUUUCACCUUUUCUAGAAUAUUAUUGUAUUGCCAAUCUGAAUAGCUCUCUUUAGCUCUAGGAAUGAUAUUAAUUGGUUAAUUUUGUACCUGGCAGGGCUGAAGGGAUGGAUUUUGCCAUAGAAAUAUUUACCUUUUUCUUGCUCACAACAUCUUGCAACAUUUUGAGGCAUUUUCUCUUUGGCAUACAAGUCUGACCCUUGAAGUGAAUCCUGCUUUAUGAGUACAUAUCUUUCACCUGUUCUGUAUUAGAUGAACAUUCCUUUCCCACAGAUCGACUCCCUUCUUCCUCCUCCCUGCCCCAUUGCUGGAAGAUGUUAUCUUUCUUUGCACUCUGAAAUUUAAAACAAUGCUGCUUCAUUAACCAUACAUUUUUGUAUGAAUUUCAUGCAUCCGGAAUUGUAUGUUGGCUUUCUUUGUGUAUUUCUGAAUCAGGUUUCAUGUAGUUAAUUUACCCCCAUCACACAGUAAAUGUUCUCUCACAUUUUGGCUCUAUUGUAUAGAAGAAAAAAAUGCACAAGUAAAUUUACUUUUACAUUAUUUAUUUGAUUUUUUUUAAAGAUACUACUAAAUGUUAUAAGAUUUAGUUCAGUUUUUUUGAAUUUUUAAAUGAAGCAUGGAUUCUCAUGAUUUUUGGAAAGGUUUUAAAAGGAUGUAACUUACCACGUUAAACUCUCAGGUCAUAUUGAUAAAGAAUUUAAACUUCUAGUUUUCCUGUUGUUUAAAUCUGCUGCUGUAGUAGAAAUACAAUUUUAUAUAUGAUGACUUAAUUUUCAUUAGUGUGAGAGGAAGUCAUCUUUUUGAGUUGAUCAUAGUGACAUUUAGCAAAUUACAGUAAAAUAUUUAUUAAAGGGUUGAAACUUGAAAGGAUUUAAAUACGUUCAAAUUUGGAUUGCAUUAUUAAAGAUUAAUAAUAUUUUCUAGUCAAUGAAUUAGAGAAUGGAGUAUUCUGAGAGCAAACUGCUUCAAACCACAGCUAAACUUGCAAUCAGAUUAGUCCUGUUUUCCAGUCUUCAUAAAGUUAAGUAGCCCUGAAGAAUGAUACUUUCAAAUUAUUUUGGAAAAGUUAGAUAUUGUAAGGACUUGCAGGGAUAACAUUUGAAUAUUUCUAAAAUAGUUAGGAGAGAAGUACAAUGCAUUACAUGUGUGAGAUUGGGUGAUGAAAUUCCAGAUUGUACAAUAUUUGCCUUUAGAUAGAGGAUUUUUGAAAAGAGUGUGUAUAUAAUGUACACACAUAAGCAGAUCUGUUUUGUUUCACUUGUAAGGGGGGGGGAACUUAUUUUCAGAUACAUUUGUUUGCAUAUAAUGGGCACUGACAAAAAGGCAUGUAUAAUGCAAACACUGUUGCUUUUGUGAGAAGAAAAUAAAGUAUUUAAAUACAAAUUGCUCUCAUUCUU